Molecule: messenger RNA, 1194 nt
Organism: Rasamsonia emersonii CBS 393.64
Lineage: Eukaryota; Fungi; Ascomycota; Eurotiomycetes; Eurotiales; Trichocomaceae
Exons: 6
Coding region: 1-1194 (397 amino acids)
Cellular component (GO): cytoplasm
Molecular function (GO): 2-oxoglutarate-dependent dioxygenase activity
Source: RefSeq, a predicted model, not a curated record
AUGACUCCGCCAAUUGCCACCAGUGACGAUCAUGACCAGCCCCGACAGCAGCUUCGCAGCGAGACCUCUAUCGACUACGACAAGGUGGAGUACAAAUACGCCCAGUACCUCCCCUACUACACCCCAGGUCUGAAGCAGCCUCCGCUGGAAGAAUUCGCCCACACAGACGUCGGCCUGCGCGCCGACCCAGAGAAGAAAAACCUCCUGCAAGCCCCCGGCGUCACCGUCAACGAGAUCACGCCCAACAUCGGCACCGAACUGCUCGGCAUCCAGCUGAGCCAGCUCAGCGACGCGCAGAAAGACGAGCUCGCCCUGCUGGCGGCUGAGCGCGGCGUGGUCGUCUUCCGCGACCAGGACUUUGCUGAUAUCGGGCCCGAGAGGCAGCGCGCGUUUGGGCGCUAUUUUGGCCCGUUGCAUGUCCAUCAGAUGGGCGGGCAUAUCAAGGACUAUUCGGAGAUUCUGCCCGUGUAUCGCGAUUUUGUAAACGGCAUGGGAACAACCAUCUUCUUCGUCCUCGAUGGCCCUCCCUCCGGCGGAGACACGCUGUAUCUGUCGACAACAGCUGCCUACGAGCACCUAUCUGAGGAUUUCCGCAAGCGGAUUUCAGGACUUUAUGCCACGCACUCGGGAUUCUCCCAGGCGGCCGUGCAUCAACAUCGCGAUCGGUAUAUCCGCGAGCCUAUUGAGACAAUGCAUCCGGUUGUGCGGACGCAUCCGGUAGGAGCCCUGCCCUUCCCGCGUGGAGCGAAUACUAGGAAAUAUGGCAUUGAUGCUGAUAUGAUGUUGAUGUUGAUGACGAUAGGUCACCAAAAGCAAAUCCCUCUACGUCAACCGGCUGUACACGCGGAAGAUCGUCGGGUGGAAGCAGGAAGAAAGCAUCUGGGACUAACAGUUGAUGUGCUUCCAGCUCGGCAUUGCGCGAUUUCAAAAUCCGCGAAGGAAGCCAGACGAGGAGACACAUGGUGCGGAUUACCCCGCAGGCGGAGCGGCCGUAUUAUGAGGAGUAGAGGUAUCAAUUGCAGUAUUAAGGGCAGUAUUAAGACCUACAUAUUUGGUCUCUUAGUACGGAGUAGACAUCCUCGAUCCUUCGCCUCAAAGAACGCCGGUUCUCUACGGAGUACUCCAGGCGUCGCAUUCGGUGUCCGAUACGCCGAGGGCAUUUCCGUAUCAGCGCCAUCGUCCCAUAUAUCCUAG